ACAAGCCAUCCGUGGCACGAACAUAAUAAUCUAAUAGUCAAACGAGUGGGCGACUACAUUUGUCUGCCCUUCCCCCCUCAGAAUUCAGGUCUUAUGUGCAGGAUUGUCACAGACAGGUAGAUGUGCAGAAACCUGUCAGCAGAGCAGCAGGAUCAUGGGGCUUCGUGCGCGAUUUCCCUGCAUAUUACCUUUGAUUUGUUUGAGUCCCCUUCUCACUUUGGGACCGGGAUGCUCAGCACGCUACACAGAGGACUGGACCAGUUUGGACGCCAGACCGCUGCCACAGUGGUACGACGACGCGAAGAUCGGGAUUUUCGUCCACUGGGGGGUCUUCUCGGUCCCUGCCUACGGGGAGUUCAGUGAGUGGUUGUGGUCCUGGUGGAAGACAGCAAAGCGCCUGGACGUAGUUGAGUUCAUGCGGAAGAACUACCCACCGGGUUUCGAGUACGCGGACUUUGCGACUCAGUUUCACGCAGAAUUCUUCGAUCCGGAUGACUGGGCGGACAUAUUCAAAGCCUCUGGAGCCGGGUAUGUAGUGUUCACAUCCAAGCACCAUGAAGGAUUCACGAACUGGCCCUCUCCUGGCUCUUGGAACUGGAACUCGGUGGAUGUGGGUCCUCAUCGGGACCUGGUGGGACAGCUGGCUGCAGCUGUCAAAAAGAGGUCACUACGUUGGGGUCUCUACCACUCUCUGUAUGAAUGGUACCAUCCCCUUUUCUUGGCGGACCAAGCCUCUGGAUUUAAGACUCAGGAUUUUGUUGCCCAAAAGACUCUUCCUGAGCUAGUGCACCUCGUGAUGGAGUACCAACCAGAUCUUAUCUGGUCUGAUGGGGACUGGGAAGCACCUGACACCUACUGGAACUCCACCCAGUUUCUGGCCUGGCUGUACAACGACAGCCCAGUGAAGGAUGUGGUGGUCACAAAUGACAGGUGGGGUAAGGGCUGCUACUGCAAACAUGGCGGUUACUACAACUGUGCAGACAGAUACACGCCUGGUAAACUUCCAGAUCACAAAUGGGAGAAAUGUCAGUCCGUUGACAAACGCUCCUGGGGUUACCGAAGGAACAUGAAGCUGAGUGAAGUCAUGGACCUGCCGUCCAUCAUAAAGGACAUGGUGUAUGUGGUGGCACUGGGAGGUAACUACCUGCUGAACAUCGGGCCGAUGUCAGAUGGAAUGAUAGCCCUGGUGUUCGAGGAGAGGCUGAGGGGACUCGGGGCUUGGUUGGGGGUCAAUGGGGAGGCCAUCUAUGCUACCAAACCCUGGAGAGUCCAAACAGAGAACGACACCAAUGUCUGGUACACUGUCAAAAACAACACAGUUUAUGCGACAAUCAUCGGCUGGCCGUCCAAACAACCACUUCAGCUCUUGACGCCAAAGAUGUCGGAUGCCACCAAAGUUACACUGUUGGACUACCCAGAUGUACCACUGAAGUGGGCACCAGUGACAAAACAAGCUGGACUCGUGAUUCUUUUGCCUGCAAUGCCGUUUUCUCCAGGAAAUGCAUGGGCUCUGAAACUAGAGGGAGUGGUCUAAUGCCCCAGAGCACAUAGCACAAACUAGUGCAAGAAGUAUUUAGGUAAAAGGGUAGGUCUGUUAUACUUUAUUUUUAGGGCUUUCACACUUGCAGAAAACUCUGCAGGAGGAGCUGUAUGUGUGAACGCAAACAGCCAAAUUUUUCGCUUGGACUUCACUCAGAGUUUCUCCUGCCAGACCCCUAGCAUUUUGUCCGCGGCAAGUCAGAGUGAGCUGAUGUGAGAAUGCCGCAGGAUAUUCUCCGGAGAAUUCACCUCGAGCCAAUAGGUGGGAGACGUUUAUAAACUGUGUUCUCUGCUAUUUUGUUGAUAGUGUCAUUCCGUUGGACUACACGUAGCAUUGAUAUAAAGGCAAAUAUUCUCAGUGUAGCGUCUAGGGAUGUAAAGAUUAAUCGUAAAAUCGUGUUAAAUCGAUUCAAAGGUGUCAAGAUUCACAUCGGUAUUUUGAAAAAAAUGAAUCGAAUUUUGAAUUUGAGGACGCACCACCGUCUUUUAAAUCGGAGGUGUGGAAGCAUUUUGGCUUCCCCAAGACAGAAAAUGAAAGAGGUGAGAAGAUAACAGACAAGACAAAAACUGUGUGCAAAUACUGUAAGAAGACAGGGAACUACACAAAUAGCACAACCAACAUGAUGCAGCAUUUAAUCGACACCACAGUUACAAGCUACAAUCCCCUCCCCUUGUUGAGAGAAAAAAACAUUAAAAGGCCAAACCACACUGAAAAGUGGGUUUGCAGCCCCUAAAGGAAUCUUUUUCAGUAAUCAUUUGUCUACAUUCUGAUUUUGUAAAAUAAAUCCUGAGAGAAUCGUAUCGUGAGUUGAGUGAAUCGUUUCAUCCCUAAUAGCGUCGUAUAUCAGACUCUGUUGCGUCGUCAACUACUAUUGCAUGUUUUUUUUUUUUACGUCACGUCUUACCUCAGGAGACCCGUUGCCCCCCUCCCCUCUGACAGGGAUAGUCUCCUGCUGAGAGGAGCAUAUGUGAGUCCACUGAUGAGGUUUAAUUGACAGGGUCAUACAUGAUAAUGCAGUGACAUAAACAUGCUGAGACUUAGAAAGAAAAAAAAAGCACUUUAUGUAAUCACUGUUUAAGUUGUUGAGGAAAAUAUCAUUUGUGUGUCCUUGAAUUUAAUAAAAAUAUUUUACUAAGCGUUGGGGGGGGGGGGGGGGUGUUUGGCUUUUACAGCUAUGGGAAAGCUUUUAAAGAGGAGCAAUUUUGUUAACAGGGUUUCCUAAAUAAAGAUCAAUCCUCUGUGAGUUAUA
Messenger RNA from Labrus mixtus (cuckoo wrasse), 2789 nucleotides. RefSeq names its product tissue alpha-L-fucosidase-like. The record is from RefSeq and is a predicted model, not a curated record. Gene Ontology annotation, cellular component: lysosome. The transcript is spliced from 7 exons. The coding region runs from base 155 to 1534 and encodes 459 amino acids. Gene Ontology annotation, molecular function: alpha-L-fucosidase activity. Lineage: Eukaryota; Metazoa; Chordata; Actinopteri; Labriformes; Labridae. Gene Ontology annotation, biological process: fucose metabolic process; glycoside catabolic process.